This is a messenger RNA of Ananas comosus (pineapple), 3290 nucleotides long. RefSeq lists its product as uncharacterized. The record is from RefSeq and is a predicted model, not a curated record. Lineage: Eukaryota; Viridiplantae; Streptophyta; Magnoliopsida; Poales; Bromeliaceae. The coding region runs from base 9 to 332 and encodes 107 amino acids. The transcript is spliced from 2 exons.
GCGGAACGAUGACGAGCGACGGCGGCGGCCGCGGAGAUGGCGGCAACUCCUCAUCGCUGAGCUCGUCGCCAGCGAGCCUCGCGCGGCAGCGGCGGCAGUGCAGGCCCAUCGACGACGUGGUCGCGGAGGCGCGGGAGAAGGGCAACCUCAUCGACCGCAUCGACCGCCUUGAGGUCCGGAUUCUCAAGUUGGAGGAAGAGAUAGUGUUGGGGAAGAGGGAGGGAGACACUAUUGAGAAGAGGCCAAGGAGUGGGGAGAAGAGGAGGCAUGGGAAAGGUCUCAAGAGAUUGGUUAAGUCCUGCGUCAAUGGAGACCUCAAAACCAAAGAGUAGUCAAAAGAGAGCUUGGACCAAGUGUUUUUUUUACCUCUCUUUUUUUUUUUUUAAUGUAAUAUGUGGGGUUUUUUGUUUUAGUUUAAACUUUGGCUUGUGGUGAUUUUGGCUUUGUUCCUUUCUUAAAAUGCUUGGAGAAAAUAAGAACUCUACCUUAGUUUUUGAUGGGUGCAUUAAUAUUUUACGCGGUUAGAAAACGAUGUUUUGCAUGUUAUUUAAGUACUUCAUGCUUUUGCUGCUCUGGUACCAUAUAAAAUUAAAAUUUUCGUUUUAUAAACGGUGCGUAAGUUGGUAAUUACUAUUUUUCUAUUAUUAUGUUCGUUACUAAGUUAAAAUUGUGAUAUUGUUUUAGCUCGACAAGAGUCUUCGUGGAGUAAUUUGUUAGCUUUAAUAAGUUGGUAGUGGUUUUUUAGUGGCUUGUUACAUAAUUAUCGGAAAGUAGCUGAUAUUGUAUAGUUUAAUAUGGUGUUAGAAUAGAAGGUCUUGAGUUUUGAGUCUCAUUACAGAGAUGAAGAAGAUUGUAAAUUUAAGCCUUAACAAUGAUCAAUUUAUAUAUUUUAAUAUAGUAAUUUGUGGAUAAUAUUUUCUUUUUAAUGUUUAAGAUUGAUACUUUUUAGACACUUCCUUUUUUUAUACAAUAAUUAACGCUAAAAAAUGACCACUCUGUUAUUUGGCGAUAGCCGAUUGGGUCAAAUUAUAAUUGUGAUCGGUAGACGUUGUGUCUGCAUAAUUUGUGAGAUAAUCGAUUGUGUCUGCAUAAUUAGCGUCUGCUAAAAAAUGAUCACUCUGUUAUUUGGCGAUAGCCGAUUGUGUCUGCAUUAUAAUCGUGACCGGUAGAUGUUGUGUCUGCAUAAUUUCAAAUCUUCAGCCAUUUUCCUUCUUACAGUUAGGCCCACCUCACUCCUGUCGACCUCCACAUCAAAUGUAGUCUCUGAUGCCCGCAAGGUGCUUGAUGAAAUGUCUAAAAGAGAUUUGUUGUUUUGGAAUGCCAUGUUUUCGGGGUUGCGUUGGGAAUUAGGAGUUAUGAUGAUAAUGUUUUGUUGUUUUAUAGAAUGAAACAUGAGGAAGGAUUGGUGGUGAAUUCCGCGACGCUGGUGUGUCUCCUUUCGGCUUAUGGCGAGUUGUUAGGGUGCAGAUUAGGGCAAGAGAUUCAUUGCUAUUGUUUCAUAUGCAGGUUUGCGUAGUCGCAACCUCGUGUUGGAACAUCCUUGAUUGGGUUCUAUUGGAGCUUCAAUUCAAAUAUGCCCACAAUGUCGUUGAUUCGAUGCUGAUCACUGAAGGAAACGCAUUGCUUCCGAUUAUGUGACGCUGCUCGCCCGCUGUGUUGCAGUCGCGCAGUCGCCGAAAAUUUGAACUUUGUGAAGCAAUGACAAUUUUUCAGAAAAUGGAUCACUCCGAUUAUCGUGGGACUUAUCUGGAACAAAAUGUCCUAUGAAGCUUGUGAUCUUUUUCGACAGAUGUUACAGAAUCGAACCACGCCUAAUUCGCAUGUAAUGGUCUCUCGUCGGGGUGGAUGCGGCAAAUUGAUUCAAUAUCGACUCAGCGUUGUGAACUGCACAUGGCGAAAUGUACGUGGACUGCGGAGAUGAAUCUGCUGGACUUGAAUACAUUUUGGGAGCUCUAGCAGAGGUUUUAAUGUUGUGGAAUGCUAUCAUGGCCUGCUAUAUUCAAUGCUCCUUAACAGUGGCUGAGCAUAUAUGGGAAUGGAUAGAGACAUCCAGUUAAGGUGAGAAGCAAGAUCAUGAAGUAAAACAACUUUCCGGAUCGGACUAUCAUUAAACUGCGCAUAAAGUUUUGAUUUGGACUUGGAGCAAUGACGAUUUUUCUGUCAGAUGUGCAUCGGUUCUUCGAGUAGUCGAAGUCAAUAAAAUGUGUAGCUACAUAAUAUCUUAGAAAAUGGUUCUGGUGAGUCUUCCCCUCAUGCAUUUCACGCAAAUUUCUCCGCUGUUGUGGCAUUCAGAAAACUUCCCAGUCUUUUGGUCAGAACCGUAUGUACAUUUCCGUUCGGGCAUUUGGUCAGAUGUAAGAUGUAACUAGAUUUCAUCUGUUCGGUUCGAGCAAUCUGAAAGCUGAAGUAUUGAAAGUUUCGAAACAAUGAACUUCCGAGAACUCGGCUUUCGCUCGGAAGAGUCUGAAUUCAAGUUCUCAGAAGUAUAUUCUUCCCCUUCCAUAUACUUAUCUGCAAUGCAAGCACUUUCGCUAGAGAACUCACGAGCGCAACAUUUCGAGAACUACUUAUCGAACUUCUGAGAACAAUCUUGCUGAUCCUAAGGAAAAGAGUUCUGACAAUGGAUAACCUGGUGAAGAGGGAUAGGGUGGGCGAACAAUCUUCUGCAUUAUGUCUCCACGAAGAACUGGAGACUGUCGACCACCUAUUCACCUACUGCGGAUACUGCAAGUCCGGACUAGUUAGGAUAAUGCACGACGGAAAGCAAACCCAAAGGACGAGGGGAAGCUGGAACUAACAUCUUCCAACACAGUGAAAAGUCAGUCCCGCAGGACGUGAACGAAUUACAGAACCUUUUAGAAUCCUAGUUUCAAAUGUUCGACACGACUGUUUUGUUCUCGUCUAAGGCCUCGUUAUUGCUUCGCUUCAGUUGCUAAGUUCAUCGACCUUACAGAAUGAAUCAGAUAAUAUGCUACCUUUCCCUCAGAAAACCAAAAAAAAAAAAAAAACACUUUCUGCGAAAGUGCUUUUCUAUUGAGCAUGUUGAAACACUGGAGCUUCUCUGGCUUUCUGUUUUAUCAUUUCAAUCUGCUGAAAAUUAACCCACAUUGGCUGAUUGGUUCCACUUCCCUGUAUAAUGCAUUUUGGAAAAUAAAAAGUGCUCUUUUUCUUUAGGCAAUUGUUAUUGCAUGGUCUAUAUCUUGUAGAUCAUAAUUCUUAUAACAGGGGAUUUGACCAGAAGCCAUUCCUUUCAUUCAUAAAGUUGUCCUUCCUCCAUAUGGAAAUUUUGU